AUGCGCGACAGUUUUUUCACCCCAACCCCGCAAUCGUUAACGUUUUAUAAUGCCUCUCUCUGUCUCUGUCUCUGUCUCUGUCUCUCCCUUUCUCUCUCCGCGUUCCCUGUAGAAGCCAAACCAAAGAGAAAGCUCUAGCUCUAGCUCUAGCUCUAGCUCUAGCUCUCCCUCGCUCUUUCUCUCCCAAGAAUUGAGGCUUCUCCGAUCAAUAUAUGGAGAGUAUACGGAGGCAAGCGAGCAAGCUCAGGGAGCAAGUUGCCAAGCAACAGCAGAUAGUGUUGAGACAAUUGGGACAUUUCAGUCAUGAAGCAGUCAUGGUUGACGAAGCCGAGCUUCAAUGUCACCAACAACUUCAGAAUUUGUACAAUUCUACUAAGGCAGCUAAGAAUUUUCAGCGGAAUAUUAUUCGUGAAAUUGAAGCCUUUGUUUCUUUGAGCUUAAAGCAAAUGGAGAUAGUAAGGAAGUUGGCUCAAGAUUGUUGUAAAUAUGGAGAUGAGAAUCAAAGCACUAGUUCUCCUCUUGCGAGAGCUUCACUUCAGUUUGGUACAUCACAUAUUUCAAUUGAGGAGGAAAGGGAGACUUUGCUUGGGAUCCUUCGUGAUCAGGUGUCUGAGCCACUACAUGCACAAAUAACAGGAGCUCCUCUGGAAGAUGCUCGCCACUUGACACGCCAUUACGAUAAAUCGUGGCAAGGAGUUGAAACCCAGGCAGCUGAAGUAUUGAGACGUCAAUUGAAGUCUACGGAGUCCUCUAUUUCUGUUGAGAGUUCAAUGAGGCGUGAGCAUGCAGAAGCAAGACUGACUGAGCUAAAAUCUAUAAUGAUGGCACUUGGGAAAGAAGCAACUGCUGCCAUGUUGUCAGUUGAGGGCCAGCAACAACAACUAACUUUUCAGAAGCUUCUUACCAUGGUGGAUGCUGAGAGAACCUAUCAUCAAAAGGCUCUUGCUAUUUUGGAGAAGCUGAAUGCUGAGAUGAUACUGGAGAAGCCACCAAAAGAGUUCUCAUUACCAUCAGAGAGAAUGCAGAGAGAUGUGUAUGAUCAGCAUGUGCGUGAAAAUAUCAAAUCAACUGGAUCUGGUAAUCAUGGACCGAUUGUUCAAAAUGAAAAGUUCUUUAAUGCAAAGGCUAUACAUUCCUUUGAUGCUCAAGCAGAUGGGGAGUUAAGCCUGUCAGUGAAUGAUUAUGUUGUUGUUCACCAGGUCGCCCCUAAUGGAUGGUCCGAAGGAGAAUGCAACGGCAAGGUGGGAUGGUUUCCCUCGGCUUAUGUAGAAAGGCAAGAGAAAGCACCAGCUAGCAAGCAGGGAUCAACAAAGUUGUACUCGCUGAAUUUUGGACAGUUCAGUAUAGUUAAGGUUUUGGAUAUGCAGUAAAUCUAUGCUUAUCUAGGUCACCUUGGUCUUGAGCACCAUGCAAGUUUUCCUUUCCUCAAUCACCAA
This is a messenger RNA of Juglans microcarpa x Juglans regia, 1436 nucleotides long. RefSeq names its product SH3 domain-containing protein 1. The record is from RefSeq and is a predicted model, not a curated record. NCBI's taxonomy places the organism in Eukaryota, Viridiplantae, Streptophyta, Magnoliopsida, Fagales, Juglandaceae. Gene Ontology annotation, molecular function: protein binding. The coding region runs from base 213 to 1370 and encodes 385 amino acids. The transcript is spliced from 11 exons.